GGCAAAAAUGAGCUAUGUUGGGGAGAAAACACUGACAGCCCUGCCGAGUCUUCUGUCUUUAGACUCUCAGCCUGGACCUGCUAAAUUGUCCUCCACCUCCAAACUGGGAAACCUCAUCAGAGGAAUCACAGAGCUAACGUCCAAACAUGAGGAAGAGAAACUUAUUCAGCGUGAACUGGAAUCUAUUAAAGAACAAGUGUCCUCCCCCAACACCUCCAUGAGGCAGAUGAAGGAGUUGAUGGUGAGGGCCAUUUACUGUGAAAGUCUGGGAUAUGAAGCGUCUUUCGUCUACAUUCAUGCCAUCAAACUGGCUCAGCAGGGCACAGCGCUGGAGAAAAGAGUUGGUUACCUUGCUGUGUCAUUGUUUCUGAAUGAAAGUCAUGAACUACUGCUUCUUCUUGUAAACACUGUAUUAAAGGAUCUACAAAGCACUAACCUGAUUGAAGUCUGCAUGGCUCUAACUGUUGUCAGCCAGAUCUUCCCCAAAGAAAUGAUCCCUGCCAUCCUCCCCCUGGUGGAGGAAAAACUUAAUCACCCAAAAGAAAUCAUUCGGCGUAAGGCGGUUCUGGCACUCUAUAAAUUCUACCUGAUAGCACCGAAUCAAGUUCAACAUAUCCACAAUAAGUUUCGCAAAGCUCUGUGUGACAAAGACCCGGGUGUGAUGACAGCUUCCCUGCACAUCUACCUGCAGAUGAUCCAGGAAAAUCCAGAGGGCUAUAAAGACUUAACAGGAAGUUUUGUAAACAUAUUAAAGCAGGUUGUGGGUGGAAAGCUGCCCAUUGAUUUUAAUUAUCACAGUGUUCCUGCUCCAUGGCUUCAAAUCCACCUACUGAGGAUAUUGUCUUUUCUUGGAAAAAAUGAUCUCAGAACAAGUGAGCUCAUUUAUGAAGUUCUGGAUGAGUCUCUGCGAAGAGCUGAGAUGAAUCGUAACAUAACCUAUGCAAUAUUGUACGAGUGUGUAAAAUGUAUCUACACAAUUCAUCCCAAAUCUAACCUUUUGGAAAAGGCUGCAAAAUGCAUUGGGAACUUUGUUCUGUCACCAGAUAUAAAUCUUAAAUAUCUAGGCUUGAAGGCCCUUACCUAUGUGAUCCAGCAGGACCCUAAAAUGGCCCUGCAGCAUCAGAUGACCAUCAUAGAGUGUUUAGAUCAUCCUGACCUAAUUAUCAAGCGUGAGACGUUGGAGUUGCUGUUUCGGAUCACUAAUGCACAGAACGUCGUGGUUAUUGUGGAGAAGAUGCUGGAGUUUCUGCAAAACAGUCCCGAUGACUACACUACCAUUGACCUGGUGGGAAAGGUGGCAGAACUGGCUGAGAAAUAUGCACCUGACAAUGAAUGGUUCAUUGAGACGAUGAACACAGUGUUUUCACUGGGUGGAGACACAAUGCAGCCUGACAUCCCCAACAGUUUUCUUAAGCUGUUAUCUGAGGGAUUUGACAGUGUGGAGGAAGACAGGAAGUUGAGGCUGUUUGCUGUGGAUUCAUAUGUUUCUCUGCUGCAAGGAGAGACUAGAAAACUGCCACAGUGUUUCCUUCAGGUCAUCAGCUGGGUCCUCGGGGAAUACUCUCAUUUGAGUGAAGACCACAACCGGUCCACUGUCCUCAGGCUGCUGGAGAAGCUCUUGGACAUGAAGCAAACCAGCAGUGAAACAAAGUGCUGGAUCCUCAUGGCCAUGACCAAGCUGUGUGAAGGCACAGCAGGUGUUUGUGUUGCUCAGCAGGUUUCUGAAACAUACAUCAGCUCGAUGGACACGGUGCUGAGACAGAGGGCUCAGGAGCUGCAGCACCUCAGCCAGGACUCUGAACUAAGAGAAGAGGUGCUUCCUAGAGACUCUGGCCUGGACCCUAUGGAGAUUGACUCCUCUCUCUCAUUUUUGGACGAGUUUGUGUCGGGAGCGUUGGCAGCUGGAGCCGCUCCAUACAAGCCUCCCCAUCAACGGCAGGAGGAACUGGCUGAGGCCAAAGUGUUGAGUCUGGAGCCGUAUGGCCUGGCGCUGCCCAUCAGCAUGUCCUCCUGCAGCAUCACUGACAGACACUCUCCUACACCUCUGUCCAUGAGCUCUGGUCUGUCAGGUGACAGUACUGACGUCUCCCACCGAGCAGGUCUAAAGUUGGACGGAGUGCAGCGGGUGUGGGGCAGGGAUGGUUACCUGGCAAAGAAGGAAUCUGUGGAGGAAGCUGCACCAGUGCAGGGACUCACCCCUGUCCAUUCACCAAGCCUGCAAAAUGAGGGUGAUGGCUCCCACAGUCAGACUCCAACACCGACACCGACCCCUGAACCAGACAGAGAAAAAGAACAACUGGCUUCUUCUCUGUUCUUUGGUGUCAGUUCACAGAGCAGCGUUUGUCUGAUGGGGAAACCUGAUUCCACAUUUAAUCGAAGAAGAAAAGCCAAAGUUCAAGCCCCAGGUGUCACGGAGCAGCUCUCCAGCUCUGUGGCGCCUGUGUCUAAUGCUGUAGAUAACUUACUGUGUAACAACCUGCAGGACUCAAACAUCAACUCAGUUUCUGCUGCGUCAUCUAAACAGACGUGUGAACUCUCUCCACGAGUCCCUGCUGCCAACGGCACCUGUAACACAGACUGUGGGUUACCCGAGAGUGACAGAAAGAGAAGUAACCUCUCCAUCAGCAGGGAUAACGGUUUAGUAGACGCUGACUCUGCUCUGAGUGAAGACCAAGGCAGCCGUUCAGACUUGUGUCCCAGUUCUUAUCUCCCGGCUGAGCUCUGUGGACUCUACCGCUCAGAGAUCGCUCCUCUCUGCACCGCCCACAGUCUGGAGCUCUCAGCCUGUCACGUACACCAAGGCGAUGACAUGAUCUUAAUUAUUUUCAUUUCCAACUCCUCUGAUUCUCAAGUUCUGCAGAUACGACUCGAUCUUAAAUCAGAACAACUGAAGGUUACCUGUGUGUCAGACAGUUCAGUGGAGAACAUUAAAAGCCACACUGUAGCAGUGUAUCAGUAUUCCCUGGCUGUGAAGAGGCCGGGGGUUGAUGUUGAAGUGGAUGGGACGUUAUCCUUCCUUUUGCCUGCUGGGACGCCUCAGACCAAACACUUCUCAUACAAACUCCCCUUAACAGCCUUCAUCAGACCUUUGCUGAUAUCCACAGAGGAAUACGGGACAAUGUGGUUGGGGUUUUCUCACGAGGUGAAGCAGAACCUGACACUGGUAGAUGACGGAUGUGAGCCUCUCACAUUUACUCUGAAUCUGCUGAAGAACAGACUUCAGCUCCAUUUGGUGGAAAUCAUAGGGUUGGAGGGUAUUUUAGCUUGCAGACUCCUGCAGAAUCAGCCGUGUCUGAUGCACUGUCGGGUUCAUGCUGGAGCUCUGGCCGUGUGGCUUCGCUCCCCGGUGCCUGAGCUUCCUGACUGUCUCGUCUACCACUGUCAGAGAGUUCUACAGGAGAAAUGAGAGCCAGGUACUGCAGGAUUAACACUGACACUACUGAACAACCUGUACUGUACUGUACUGUACUAGUCUGUACUGUAAUCCGGCUCUACUGCAGGAUACAAAGGGACAUGUUCUAAUCGUUGUAUCACAGCGUUUACCUUUUCUUUACUCCUCGUGUUGCUUGUGGAUACGUCAUGUUUUUUUUUUAUUAUUAUUUAAUAAUUUAAACAAAAUAUGUUUUCUACAGAAACCACAACAGUUUCAAUCAGGGCAGGUAAUAACCUCAGGGUCAAGAGUGUUUUAUAUCCCUGAUUUGAACAAAGUAUUUUUUUAAAACACACAGUUAAGACUUGAAGUUGCGUGGAUGUAAUUUACUUCAGGUGUUAAACAAAUACUAUGUCCUCUGGGUAGAAGUAUAAAGAAAUAAAAUUAUGACUUUUUAGGUUUAAAUGUUGCAGCAUAUGAAAAAAGUGACAAUGAUCAAUGGGAACUGAUGAUAAAAUAAUCAUAAAAAAGGUUUAAUUUCUUAUUCAGGUAAAAGUAAAAACUUCACUGCUGUCUUCACAUCUUUUAUGCUCCUAAUUAAGAAAAAUGUCUCCAAAAUUCUCAGUUUACUAGAAACAGGCAGUGAAGCCAUGUGAGUUUGACUUUGUUUUUCCAAAACCUGUUAAUCUGAUUACCAACUAGAGUGUCGACUCUCUAAUAAUUCAUGGUAAAUGUCAUUAAUGACAUCACUUUUCCAUGUGGUCCAUUUAUCACUAAUGUCUUAUCAAUGCUGCCUUUUGAUGUGACUCUAUAUGCACUUGUUUUUCCUUGUUCGACUGUUUAUUUUAAAUCACGUGUUCUAGAAAGCAGUAUUGAAAACAUAUUUAUUAAAUAUACAUACUUCAGAAAUUGUCUUAUAUCUAAUAAGCCUGACAAAGUAAUUACCUUUCACAAUCGGAGGUGGUUGUUACCUGACAGGAAAUGAAACCACUUUAUUUUCAUUGUGUUUCACUAGUUUGAAUCCUAUUAUGUUUAACCCAACUUAAACCAUAAGCCUUAUGUUUCAGUGCCAUCGAGGCAUAUUUUUUAUUUGUGCCUAUGGCACAGCGUAAAAUAAAUAUUUCUUACAGUGCCAGUCACUGCAUUCUAUCAAUAAAGUCAACACAUGUAAAUAAACUUGUCCUUUUGUCCAACAAUGCUCUCAACAGAAUUCAGAUCAAUAAGUGAGGAGGAAUUAAAAAUGUUAAAAUCCUCCUCACUUAAUGAUCAGACCCCACAACGACUGUUGAUAUACU
Cynoglossus semilaevis (tongue sole) is the source of this 4665-nucleotide messenger RNA. It is a transcript of the gene ap4e1, whose product is annotated as adaptor related protein complex 4 subunit epsilon 1. Gene Ontology annotation, biological process: intracellular protein transport; vesicle-mediated transport. Lineage: Eukaryota; Metazoa; Chordata; Actinopteri; Pleuronectiformes; Cynoglossidae. Gene Ontology annotation, cellular component: AP-4 adaptor complex; membrane coat. The transcript is spliced from 22 exons. The record is from RefSeq and is a predicted model, not a curated record. The coding region runs from base 8 to 3406 and encodes 1132 amino acids.